GGUCGGUAAGACCAUAAGAGAUGUCUUUGAAUGUCGUUAACCGGAUUAUAUCACAAUUGACAAGCCAUGGAACAUUUAACCAGGUUUUCAGAGGAAUCCAAGCUGUUUCAGUAACAGAUAAUUGCCUGACGUGUAGGUUCAAAGUUACGAAUUCUGAAGCCAAUUCACUGAACACUUUACAUGGUGGAUACAUCCUUGGGGCUAUCGACUUUAUAACUUCUGUCGAUUUGAUGAGAUUAGGGUGUAUGAAGCACGUCAGCGUUAAUCUUGAAGCAUCAUUUAUAAACCCGGGAAAAUUGGAUUCAUGGAUUAGGUCAGAUUCAUAUGUACUAAAGAAAGGGAAGCGUAUGGCCUUCUGUGAAAUCAAAUUCGUGAACGAACAGUCAGGAGAACUAGUUGCACGUGGAACUCACACGAAAUACAUAAUAGACGAGAUAAACCUAUCUCCUAAGAAGUAGUAUUGUUAACCUCUCGUUUCUUCGAUCCUUCUUUUGCUUUAUGAUAUGUCACGGUUUGUUAGAAUAAAUAAGUUGGAUGUUUGCUUUUUCAGUCGAACUUUUAUAUAGCUGAUUGGUUGUACACUUAUAAGUCAAGUUGUUAUCAUUCAUAAUACGUCAAAGCUUAUCUUUUGCUGUUAAACUCAGCAUCUACAUUUUACUCAUAAAAGGGAAUUUAUAUUAACCAUUCUCAUAAUAAGCACCACACAUAUUUCAAUUUUAUAAAAGUGUUGAUAUAUACGUAUUUUUACGCAUCCACCCAGAG
Molecule: messenger RNA, 762 nt
Organism: Schistosoma intercalatum
Lineage: Eukaryota; Metazoa; Platyhelminthes; Trematoda; Strigeidida; Schistosomatidae
Source: the annotation of a GenBank genome assembly